Messenger RNA from Spodoptera littoralis (African cotton leafworm), 480 nucleotides. The record is from the annotation of a GenBank genome assembly. Lineage: Eukaryota; Metazoa; Arthropoda; Insecta; Lepidoptera; Noctuidae.
AUGGGUAAAGUAAUUCUUGUACUUUCUGUGCUCGCGGUCUUUUUGGUCGCUGAGUCAUCAUGCCAGAAAUUCAUUAGACCUACGUACAGACCUCCGCGGCCACGUUACACAGUGGGACCAGUUCGUCCUCCUUUAAGAAUUCGCCGUGACGCGGGUGAUGAGCCGCUCUGGUUGUAUCAAGGAGACGUACCGAAGGCGCCUUCGUCGGGUGAUCACCCAGUGCUCCCAUCUAUCAUUGACGACGUGAAACUGGACCCCAACAGGAGGACGGCGCGCAGUCUGAGCACUCCCUCGCACGUGUCGCACGGAGGUGGCAGCCGGAGGUCCUCCAGCCGGGACACCGGACCCACUCACCCGGGUUACAACCGGCGCAACGCGAGGUCUAUUAACAAACGAUUAAGCCAUAGGAUACCCAUACCCACCACGCCUCCGUUCAACCCUCGUCCUCCGAAGAUGCCCAUCUACGCCAGGAACCACUAG